This is a messenger RNA of Neltuma alba, 1441 nucleotides long. Its product is annotated as peroxisome biogenesis protein 22. The record is from RefSeq and is a predicted model, not a curated record. The coding region runs from base 198 to 1019 and encodes 273 amino acids. NCBI's taxonomy places the organism in Eukaryota, Viridiplantae, Streptophyta, Magnoliopsida, Fabales, Fabaceae. Gene Ontology annotation, biological process: peroxisome organization. The transcript is spliced from 8 exons.
UUGUUGUCGUUGACACUAAACGUAGUUUCUCUUUCGGGCACUACCAAGUGCUUAUUGAGGAAGGUGCUACGAAUUUGAGCCGUCCUCUGAAACCCCAUCUGUCCGGAACAAGACGAAUCUUUUCCGGGGUGCAAAAAGGGAGGGGCAAAAAAAAAGAACCUUAGCUUGGUCGGACUGUUGGAGGAGGUCGGUAUACGAUGGCCGACACAUCGAAAGAAGAGCCGCUCCCCCUGAUCAGACGUAUGGUAUCUUUUCUCACGACGAAGGUGUCCAAUCUCUUGGCAAUCUCGCUCCAUACCAUGGAUUCACGCUCUAUUGGCGCAGUUGCGGGUCUGGCUGUUGCAGUUUUCUUCGCUUGGAGGCUCUUGGGAUGCCCUAGUGGGUCUCAACGUAGGCCAAGGAAGCGACAAGCUACUGUACCCGGUACUUCUGGUGCAAAUACUCAAUCUAAUGCCUCACUGACUGCAUCCGGGGUCUGUUCACCAUUAGAUGUUUCAAGGGCACAAAAUGUUGUUGAUGAAUUUUUUCAGCCGGUCAAGCCAACCUUGGGGCAGAUAGUUCGGCAGAAGUUGAGUGAAGGAAGAAAGGUAACUUGUAGCCUUCUAGGAGUGAUCCUUGAGGAAAGUAGUCCAGAGGAGCUUCAGAGUCAAGCUACCGUGAGGUCCUCUGUGCUGGCAGUGUUGUUGGAGAUAACUAAAUUCUGUGAUCUUUAUCUCAUGGAACGAGUUCUGGAUGAUGAAAGUGAGAGAAGAGUUCUUGUAGCAUUGGAAGAGGCUGGGGUUUUCACUUCAGGUGGUCUGGUCAAGGACAAGGUUCUCUUCUGUAGCACAGAGCAUGGACGGUCAUCAUUUGUUCGGCAGUUGGAGCCAGAUUGGCACAUUGACAGAAAUCCGGAAAUCAUCUCUCAGUUAGCUAGGUUUAUCAAGUACGAACUUCAUGUCUGUCCUUUAAGGACUGAACGAGCUGCUGCUAAUGUGUUCAGUGCUACAUCCCUGGAGCAGUUCUUUGGAUCUAUAUGAAACUCAAUCUACUAGAAGAUAAAUUAUUGUUCGUGGAGUUGAUUUUAGCUUGUCUCCUCCUGAAUCUUGGCUUCUAGCCACCAUACUAGGUAGAUUUUCUUCAAAAUUGUGAGGGUGUUGACCCUGAGUCUUCAGAUGACUGAGCACUGCAUCUGUCUGAAAGAAAUUCCAUUCUUCCUUCUCGUUUUCCUUUGUACUCUGAGCUUUGUGCAAUAGAUUGGAUCACAUGAAACGCGACGCCAAGCCACGCCACUGUAUAAAUGGUUGUCAUCCUUACUUUGCAGGCUAUAGUAGUGUCUGUUGAUCCUUAUUUGUACAGUCACGAAGCAUCUGUGUAUUUUUACUCCUUCGAUUGUAAUUGGUCAUCUUUCUGGCAUUAGAAUUCCAAUAUUUCAACUCAACGAUGUGAGAUAACCUUAUCA